AUGAAAGGUGUUGGACUUCGAUUAGAAAUCAGGGAAGGAGCCGCUUCAACGUCGGAUCGCCUUUUACUACUAUUCGAUUCACAAACACGUGAUCAGCUGGAGCAUAAACAACCGAGGCAUGGCUACACAACUACCUCUUCAACACCGGCAUUUUACAUUCGGUUACGGGGUUAUUUGAUGGGAAGGGAAGGAGCCGCUUCAACGUCGGAUCGCCUUCUGCUACUAUUCGAUUCACAAACACGUGAUCAACUGGAGCAUAAACAACCGAGGCAUGGCUACACAACUACCUCUUCAACACCGGCAUUUUACAUUCGGUUACGGGGUUAUUUGAUGGGAAGCAGCGGUCUGGAAAUCGUUUACACGCAAUUUUAUCGCUGGGCCACCGCCCUCUGCCCAGGUGCUGGAGAAUACCAUUGUGAUAAUGCUCGAUGUAUUAAGUCAACACUACGAUGUGAUGGCGUGAAUCAUUGUGGAGAUGGCAGUGAUGAGCAAUGUCAACGGCCAAUAUCUGAUUUUAAACAACCCAGUGAUGCCGAUGUUUCUGGUCUCAUCGCGCUUGUGAUUGGUAUCUGCGGAUUGAUUUUGCUCAUCAUCUCUACAACAGCAGUUAUGGGUCGCUUCUAUCGUCGAAGAGUAGCGUCACAGUUUAGUCGAACUGAUUUGUCAGGAGUUGUUCCUUAUCCCAACGAAGCUGCCGUGCCCACUAUGCAAACUGUGGGUGAACGACGUUUUUACGUUGUUCCUGAGAGCCAAAUUUCCGUAAUUGAGGCUCCACCCUCCUAUGAUGAUGCUCUUAAGCAUCCAGCGGUUCCUACAUCACGUGCACCAUCUUAUAUGAAUCGAGGCUACGUAAGCAGCACUACUUCUGAG
Messenger RNA from Strongylus vulgaris, 870 nucleotides. The record is from the annotation of a GenBank genome assembly. Lineage: Eukaryota; Metazoa; Nematoda; Chromadorea; Rhabditida; Strongylidae.